This is a messenger RNA of Vitis riparia (riverbank grape), 1547 nucleotides long. Its product is annotated as APO protein 2, chloroplastic. Lineage: Eukaryota; Viridiplantae; Streptophyta; Magnoliopsida; Vitales; Vitaceae. The coding region runs from base 14 to 1450 and encodes 478 amino acids. Gene Ontology annotation, molecular function: RNA binding. The transcript has 4 exons. The record is from RefSeq and is a predicted model, not a curated record.
UCUCAGAAAAGAAAUGGCGCUGAGCAGUGGAGUGACUGCUCAAAUCUCCCACUUUCAGAGGCUAAACAACCCUAAAAUUGCUUCUUCCUCUUCGCUCUGCUGUUGGAUGGAUUGUCAUUCUUAUGUAUCAUUUGGAACGAAGGCAUUUCUCCAUGGUAAAGGCAGGGUUUUACCUACAAAUUUGGGGCCCCUUAGGGUUUCCUAUAACAGAAGAUUGGAAUUUCUAAAAUUUAAGUCUUACCCAAAUCUGAGUUCGGAUGAUUCUUUGAAGUAUGGUGGCAUUAGACUCGAACUUCCUCUACAGUUCAGGAUCCCAUCAAAAAAUUGCCAUAAAUGCCAUUCUUUAGUCAUACAGAGCAAUUAUCCCCAAAAUGCAGAUUUGCCUCGCUAUUACUCAAAGAAGGAGAAGAAACCCUUUCCAAUACCUAUAGUGGAGCUGAGGCGAGCUGCCAGAGAGAGGCUAAAGAACAUGAAGGGCCAACCCAGGAGACCAAUCCCACCUCCAAAGAGCGGGUUGCUGGUUAAAAGACUUAUACCAGUUGCGUAUGAUGUGAUGAAUGCAAGAACUACAUUGAUCAACAAUCUCAAGAAGCUCUUGAAAGUGUUGCCUGUACAUGCUUGCAAGUGGUGUAACGAAAUCCACGUUGGACAUGUCGGGCACCCAUUCAAAUCAUGUAGAGGCCCACAGACUUCAAUCCGCAAGGGUGAUCAUGAAUGGACAAAUGCAUUCCUUGAAGAUAUAUUGGUACCUGUUGAUGCUUUUCACCUCUUUGAUCGUCUUGGUAGGCGUAUUCCUCACGAGGAGAGAUUCUCAAUUCCUAGAAUUCCAGCUGUAGUUGAGCUCUGCAUCCAAGCUGGGGUUGAUUUACCUGAAUUCCCCACUAAGAGGAGGAGAAAGCCAAUUAUCCGCAUUGGAAAAAGUGAAUUCAUAGAUGCAGAUGAGAGUGAACUGCCGGACCCUGUCCCUGAAGUCCCCAAGACACCGCUAUUAACCGAAAUACCUGACUCAGAAAUCGAGGCCCCAUCUAGUGCAGAAGAAACAGCCUUGCUUGCUGAGGAAACACUCAAAGCAUGGGAUAAAAUGAAGGGAGGAGCCAAGAAGCUAAUGAGAAUGUACCCAGUAAGGGUUUGUGGAUAUUGUCCAGAGGUGCACAUAGGGCCCUCCGGACACAAGGCGCAAAACUGUGGAGCUCACAAGCACCAACAACGGAACGGGCAGCAUGGUUGGCAGGCAGCUGUGCUCAAUGACUUGAUACCACCAAGAUAUGUGUGGCAUGUUCCUAAUGGGCAACCCUUGCAAAGGGAGCUUAAGAACUUCUAUGGUCAAGCCCCUGUUGUGGUGGAAAUGUGUGUGCAGGCUGGUGCGGCUGUGCCUGAGCAAUACAAGCCAACCAUGAGGUUGGAUGUGGGGAUCCCAACAGAUAUUAGAGAAGCUGAGAUGGUAGUCUGAGGUGAAUUUUGGUUAAGAGUGUAUAAAGUGUGUAGAAUAUUGAAAAUAAAUACAAUAUUUUAUUUAUUUAUGAAACAAAUAUUUGGCUUUUCCUUAA